Messenger RNA from Corvus hawaiiensis (hawaiian crow), 5392 nucleotides. Its product is annotated as ATP-sensitive inward rectifier potassium channel 12. The record is from RefSeq and is a predicted model, not a curated record. The transcript has 2 exons. The coding region runs from base 1021 to 2310 and encodes 429 amino acids. Gene Ontology annotation, biological process: potassium ion import across plasma membrane; regulation of monoatomic ion transmembrane transport. Lineage: Eukaryota; Metazoa; Chordata; Aves; Passeriformes; Corvidae. Gene Ontology annotation, molecular function: inward rectifier potassium channel activity. Gene Ontology annotation, cellular component: plasma membrane.
AAGGGCUGGGGCGAAGCAGCCAUUAGGAAAGUGCUGAUGCAGAGGUUCCCUCGUGUCUACGGGCAGAGUUGGAGGAGUUGCUGUUCGCGGACAAAGGCAGCAGGAGGGAGUGGAGCUUUGUAGAAGCCGGAGCCUGUCUCACUGGGUGUCUGUGUUUCAUUCCCUGUCAAAAGCCUGGGAGCUGGGGGGAAAAAAGCAGGGAAGCGGAGAGCUGCAGCGCUCGCUCAGGAUCAGAUAGCAAGAAAACCAAUAGCGGCGAGAAAAAAAAAAAAAAAAAAAGAAAACCAACCCACAUCAACCAACCAACCCACCCACCCUCCACGCUGAGGCUGGAACAGGCAGGUCCCUGCCAACUCCACAGCACGCAGCAAGCAGGGAAGAAGGGAAGAAGUCCACCCUCCCCGGGCAGGAGCGGAGUUGAGCCCGAAGGAUAUUUGAUGACACUUUGGCAACGAUGGGUCCCCCAGCAUCUUCCAGAGCCCAUUUGAGGGUGAAGGCUCUGAAAGCGCAGAGGGAGUUUGAAGCUAAAUUCACCUGAGUCUGGAUCUCUUGGUCGCUGGGAUUUAUCUAUUUUUCUUUUUUUUUCUCCACGGGGAAAGCAAACCAAGAAAAAAGUGUGGUUUUAUUUGUUUGGUUUUUUUUUUUUUUUUAAUCUCCCUCUUUUUUUUUUUAAUUUUUUUUUUCUUUUGGAAGAAGAUAUAUUUUUUUUCCCUGUGGUUGGAAUGGAGGGGUUGGGUCUGUGCCUAAGAAGCAGCAGCCGAACGUCGGUCCUGGGAGAAACCCGAGUGGAUGUGGGGUCCCCUGCCAGCUAACUCUCCAGGAGCUGCAGCCCCACGGCCGGAGGGGCUGGAUGCAGUGAGAGAGCCUCUCACAGGAUCCGUGUGGUGACGUGGCAGCCAAGACGUGGAAAUUUGGGACUUCUCUUCCACCGCAGCAGAAUUUGGGGGGUGGGCAGGGGUGGGUCAGGGGGACAUUGGGAGUCGCAAGACCCUUCACCUUCACUGUGGGCUUGGCUCAGGGAUGACUACAGGCAGAGUCAACCCUUACAGCAUCGUGUCCUCCGAGGAAGACGGGCUGAGGUUGACCACCAUGCCAGGUAUCAACGGCUUUGGCAAUGGGAAAAUCCACACCAGGAGGAAAUGCAGGAACAGGUUUGUAAAGAAGAAUGGUCAGUGCAACGUGGAGUUCACCAACAUGGACGACAAGCCACAGAGGUACAUUGCAGACAUGUUCACCACGUGCGUUGACAUCCGCUGGAGGUAUAUGCUCUUGCUCUUUUCCCUGGCAUUUCUGGUGUCCUGGUUAUUGUUUGGGCUGAUUUUCUGGCUAAUUGCACUCAUUCAUGGAGACCUAGAAAACCCGGGUGGAGACGAUACUUUCAAGCCUUGCGUUCUGCAGGUCAAUGGCUUUGUGGCUGCUUUUCUGUUCUCCAUUGAGACCCAAACGACGAUUGGGUAUGGCUUCCGCUGCGUGACCGAGGAGUGUCCGCUCGCCGUCUUCAUGGUGGUGGUUCAGUCCAUCGUGGGCUGUAUAAUCGACUCUUUCAUGAUUGGUGCAAUAAUGGCAAAAAUGGCCAGGCCCAAAAAACGGGCCCAGACAUUACUUUUCAGCCAUAAUGCAGUAGUGGCGAUGAGAGAUGGAAAACUCUGCCUGAUGUGGAGAGUUGGGAACCUACGGAAAAGCCACAUAGUAGAAGCCCACGUACGAGCUCAGCUAAUUAAGCCCAGGAUCACAGAGGAAGGGGAGUACAUCCCACUCGACCAAAUAGACAUUGACGUGGGGUUUGAUAAAGGCUUGGACCGUAUUUUCUUGGUGUCUCCCAUCACCAUUCUCCACGAAAUCAACGAAGACAGCCCCUUGUUCGGGAUAAGCCGCCAGGACUUGGAGACAGAUGACUUUGAGAUCGUCGUCAUCCUGGAGGGCAUGGUAGAGGCCACAGCCAUGACGACGCAAGCUCGGAGCUCCUACCUGGCCAGUGAAAUCCUGUGGGGCCACCGCUUCGAGCCCGUCUUGUUCGAGGAGAAAAACCAGUACAAAGUAGACUAUUCCCACUUCCACAAAACCUACGAGGUGCCGUCCACCCCCCGUUGCAGCGCCAAGGACUUGGUAGAGAACAAAUUCCUGCUGCCCAGCACCAACUCCUUCUGCUAUGAGAACGAGCUGGCCUUCAUGAGCCGCGACGAGGAAGAGGAAGAUGAUGACAGCCGGGGUCUGGAGGACCUCAGCCCGGACAACAGGCAUGAGUUUGACAGGCUUCAAGCCACAAUAGCGUUGGAUCAGCGGUCGUACAGGAGGGAGUCGGAAAUAUGACUCUUGGUCCUUCUGUUGACUUUUCCAAGGGUAUUUUUUUUCCUCCUCUAAUCUCUUCCCCUACAACCCGCUCAAAUUAUGCAGAACAAUGCAAGUGCCAUAGGAAUGCUUGAGAAAUUAGUAUCGUUCAUAGUUUUCAGUUUCAUCGCAAUAACCACUGAGCGGUCUGCAGGAGGGGACGGUGGCAGGCCACGGCGCGUCCCCUGUGCCUGGCGCCCAUGGCAGGGCCCACGGCUCUGGGGGAUGGAUGGACGGAUGGAUGGAUGGAUGGACAGAAGGAAGGAUGAGAAGAGGAGGGUCCGUGGGGUGCAGGCAGGCGCUCACCCCGCGCGGCCCCGUGGGGCUUUUCUCUCCCCACGGGGAAAACGCCAGUGUUUUCCUGGAGCCGAGCACUGCGAGAUCCAAAAAGAGGAAAUAUCAGGAAACAAAUCUUACUCUCUCUCUCUCUUUCUUUUUUUUUUCCUUUUAUUUUUUUAACUGAGCAGCAACAACAAAACAAUUGCUCCUUCGGCAGGCAGUCUGGUUCAGCUGCACAAGAACAACACUUGAAAUAACAUGCAACAUUAACGUACUUCUUUUUAAUUUGGGAAAAAAAAGGGGAGGGAGGUGAGAGGGUUUUUAAUUUUUUCACCGCACCGUUUGGGAGACUGUUUACUAAAAUAAUAAUAAUAAUUAUUAUUAUAACAAUAAUAAUAAUAAUAUUAAAUCUGAAAGAAGUCAUUCAGUAUUUUUUAAAAAUGAACAAGGGAAUGAAGAAGCCACUGGGUCCUUUGAGGGGGUGACUUGUUGGGUAGAUGCAAGAGCUAAAAGUUAAGAUUGCCUCCAAUUUUGGGGUGGUUUUUUACCACUGGCAUGGCUUCAUAGGCAGAAAACAGAUGUAAGUGACUGGAGGUCAGUGGCAGUGAAAGAAAGUAGUGGAAUCAUUGGCGAAGGAGGUAAUAAGGAUAAGCAGGACUGUGACAGAAAAAAGCACUGUAAGCAUGGUAAUUAGCCAAUUUCUGGAAAUGUUGGGUUUCUGGGUGGAAAUGGGGUCUGGAGCAUCAGCUGCUGAAGUGUUGGGUUUCCCCCAACAUCUCUGAUGGGGAAUUCCUAAGGUUCACCAUAACUGGGACAAAACAGUGAAAAGCACAAAAAUGAGAGUGGAGAGCUGUCAAAAUUGGGUGUUUCCCCACUUUUCCAACCAAUUUGGUAUUUUUCUUCCUUGAAGAAUAUUUUCAAACGUGGAAAUCAAUGUGAAAGUCAUCUUGUUGGGCUGCACUUCUUCUAGUACUGGAGCUGUGUCCGUGCCAGGCUGGGCUUUAUGAAUUCCCAACUCACCAGAGAGUCCUGCUUCAGAGACAGAUGUUUUCCCCAAAACAACAGAUGCCAGUUGAGAAAAUCACCCCAUCUUGUGCUUCAGCCAGCCCAUCCCUGUGUCCCAGCCUCAAGGUGGAUUGUGCCUUAGAGAUGCGAACUCAUCCCGUGUCCCAGCCCUUCUCCACAGCCCCGACCUGCAUCCCCCCCUCUGGGUGAUGCCCCUUUUGCUCUGCAGCACCCACAUCCCAUCAUCCACUGCCUUUCAGGCUGGCCUUGGUGACAACCUGGUUUAGCUUUAGCUCCGGCACAAGGCAAAGCCCCCCAUGCGUGGGAAGCCUCUGCUCCUGCCCUGCUCCCCACAGAGGGAAGGAGUCAGGAAGGUGCAGGUUUGUGGGUCUCUUCAUCUGGUCGUGCUGCUCGUUGGUGCUCUGGGAGCCAAAAUCUGGCUCCCUGCUCCCUGUGGCCAUGGGAAAGGCCUUGUAUCCAUGGGCAUCCCACAUCUGACCCUGGGCAUGGAGCCCUUGGGGAGAGGGGCUCAACAGCGGGGUCCUCCACAGCAUUUCUGCUGUGAUGGGCUCCCGGUGCUUUUUCCCCCCACAGCUCACACCAGGGAAGCCGUGUUCUGGGGUCAGGACUUGCUGUGUCAUGUCCAAACAUAGAUGGCAGAAGCAGGAUUUGUCCUGUGUCCCCAUCCCCAUCUUCUUCUUGCCAAGGGCUCUGGGGAGCAGCUGCCCCGAGCAUCCCACUGCCCCAUGCCACGGAGCACUGUGUUGGGGACUGGGACAUCAUCCCUGCAGAGUUUCUUCCCACCAGUGUCUGUCACCAUGACCCCACACUGCCCACCAAGGGGCUGCUCUGUUUUUGGCUUCCAACAAAAACCACUUGGAGAAAACCUUCUCCAGGGGCAGCACUGGGAGGCAGAUUUUCAGCACUGAGUGCCCCAAAUGCGUUGUCCCCGAAAGUGGGGACAUGUAGGGACGUGCCAUUGAGCUCCAGCCAUGACAUUUAUGUUUCUAAGGCAGCAAAGGCGGAUGCCAUCCCAUCACCAAUCCCUUUGCUCCUGGGGGGAUGCUUUUACCCCCUGCUUUUUGCACCACAGCAUCUGGGGGGUGGGAAGGAUGGAGGGGGGGCAGAGAGAUUUUAUGUGAGCACUACUUAUUUAUUUUUUUAAAACAAAUGCUUUUAAGUGGUUUUAGGUUCUUUUGAAUAAAUAAUAAUUAUUAAAAAAAAUAAAAGGUGCACAUCUUGCUGCUGUAGAGUCCUCAGAGGGUUAACUUCUUUAUAAAUAUAUAUAUAUAUAUAUCACAGUAAAUAUUUGUAUAAAAACUAAAGAGAAAUAGAGAUGUCUUUAAGUAAAUUAUUGCUUUUAAAGAAACUUCUAUGAUUGUACAGUGUUACCUGGGAGAAUAGAAUAAUAUAUACAGAUGUAUUUUUAAACUGCUGUGUAGGAGGAUGUGAACUGGGACAGGGAGCGCCAGUGGCUGGCACGGUGAGGGGAUUUCAGACCUUUCCUGGCCCCUGUUGACACACCUCUGCCCCAAACCCUGCUAGUGAGGGUCUAGCUCUGGUGAGAUGUCCUAUAUCUACUGUAUAGUCCUAGUCCUGAUGCUGGACCAUGCCGGUACAUAGUGUAUAAAUAUGAUUUUUGCCUCCCUGUGAGUGCUCGGAGCUACUGGUCUUUUUUCCUACCACCAGGGAGCAUCGGGAAGGCUGCCCAGCCAUAGCUUAAAUCCCAUCAACUGUCAAAGAAAGGAGUAAAAAAGAAAAAAAAAAAAAAAAGGGUGGA